Mesorhabditis belari is the source of this 234-nucleotide messenger RNA. The record is from the annotation of a GenBank genome assembly. NCBI's taxonomy places the organism in Eukaryota, Metazoa, Nematoda, Chromadorea, Rhabditida, Rhabditidae.
AUGAUCCUUUGCCCAUCUCCACAUGGUUGCAUGGGUGGUUAUGAAAUGUCUAAAGCAGUAAAUCCUUAUCCAAAUUAUUCAUCGUAUCAAUAUCAACUCAAUCAACAGCAGCAACAGUACACUUCUCCACAACAACAGCGUUUCCAUCAACCGAUUGAUGAGUUGGAGAUGAGAGCCUUUGCAUCGGGUCUUCGACUCGGUCAACCCAUCAAGCAAUCGAAAACUCUCAACAAU